Messenger RNA from Tribolium madens (black flour beetle), 639 nucleotides. Its product is annotated as protein chibby homolog 1-like. NCBI's taxonomy places the organism in Eukaryota, Metazoa, Arthropoda, Insecta, Coleoptera, Tenebrionidae. The transcript is spliced from 3 exons. The coding region runs from base 38 to 385 and encodes 115 amino acids. The record is from RefSeq and is a predicted model, not a curated record.
UUCAAUCGUUUUGCCAUUUUUGAAUUGGUGUUUAAAGAUGCCGCUUUUUGGCAGUAAAUUCGCCCCAAAACAGCCCCCUUUGCGCAAAUUUGCAAGUAAUGUGAGCGAUGAUUUGGAUGAGUUAGUGUCGGGGCAAAGAAUCGUUCAAGUGCGGCUGGGAUCUCAGGAAUUGGUUUUCGAGAACGGCGACUGGAUUCCCGAAAGUGGCGAGAGAGGAACAGCUCAUAAAUCGAAUCAGAAGCUGCGAAAAAAGAUUCAAGAAUUGCAAGAAGAGAAUAAUAUGCUUCGAUUGAAAUAUACAGUGAUGCUAAAUAUGUUGACGCAGAGCACAGCUGAGGGACACUUACAAGAAAAAGAAUUAGAAAAGUUAAGAAAUAAGAAGUGAGAAUUUUCACCAGCCAUCUUGUGUUAGGUAACUUGACUCAACCAACAAUUUUUAACAUAAAUUUAAUUUUUAUUCUUAAAAUUUAUAUAAAAAUAUUUAAUUAGGGCACUUAUUUCUUGUAUGGCCUUCUUGACCACAUUUGCCACAUUUUCUUUUCGCCCGUGUUUUAUUAUUGUACGGUGCGCUGCGAUUGUUUGUUUUGGGGGCUUUUGUCUUCCAAGCUGGAAAUCGGGGGCCGUCUCCGUCAUCACCAG